AUGGAACCCAUCGCCGGCCCCGACGACAUUGUCCACGUCCCCGCACCAUGGGGUCUCAAGGGCACUGUCUACCAAUUUGCGUGGUGGACCCCACGCACCCAGGCUGAGGACAUGCCGGCCAUGGCCUACUCGCCCCUCGAAGCCAACUCUGCCUUUGCAUCCCCCGAAGGCAGCAAACCCCUCGGCGGGCUCAGCGUCGUGCAGAUUAUUCGGUAUACGGAGUCGCCGGUUGGUCCGUAUGAUGAGCUGCUCUUUGUGCCGGGGUCUCAUGAGAAUGUUGUUGAUGAUGAGAAGACUGGGAAGCGGGUGACGAAGCGGAAUGCCCGAGUUACGAGGAUUUAUGUGUCGCAGAAGUAUACCUGCUGGAACGGCAGGACGAAUUGGAACAUCCCCAAGCACCUUGCCAAGUUUGAAUGGCACACCGAUCCUUCUACUUCUACCGCAACCGUCAAGGUCUAUCCCCACGACACACCCAAAGCUUCCGGCCCGAGCAGCACCUACGACGCGACCGAGGCCACAGCCGCCACAGUGCCUUUUUUUCAAGCAUCCUUCAAACCUGUCCCCUUCACUCCCAGCUUCCCCUUCUCCGCCGCCGUCUUCCGCUACCUCGGCCUCAACCCAACGCUCGUCCAACCGCCCCUCCCCGAAGGAAAAGACGCUUCCCAAAAGGAGCUCCCCGGUACGAGCAAGUGGUGCGCCAUCGAUCCCGUCCAGAGCUCAUGGAAGACGAAGCUAGGCUGGUUCGACUUGCGGCAGCAAACGGAUGGUAGGGGUCAAGUUAUUGGUGGCGCGGAGGGGGAGAACUUUUGGCCUGGGCUUGGUCGGUGGCAUUUGGGUAUUCGGAUGGAAAAUGCGACGAUUGAUUUUGGGGAGGGGAGAUAUUGGGACCCGUCCAGGUCGACUAUGUGA
Molecule: messenger RNA, 909 nt
Organism: Scedosporium apiospermum
Lineage: Eukaryota; Fungi; Ascomycota; Sordariomycetes; Microascales; Microascaceae
Exons: 2
Coding region: 1-909 (302 amino acids)
Source: RefSeq, a predicted model, not a curated record